GGCUCGGGGUCAAAGUUCAUUUUUUUUGAGAUCGCAUGUGUUGUGCACGAUGAGAAAAACGUGAUACCGAUUUUUGUUGAUUUUUUCUUGCAUAUCUAAGGAAGAAAAAUGAAAUUGAUCAAGAAAGUAGCCUUUCUUACACGGCAUAUUUCCAGGUGUUUUUCAUCAGAGGCGACAGCGGCAAGCACUGCCAUCACGCCCAGGCAAAAUGAGAUCUUCAACCAGGAGAAGGAACGUCAGCUGUCUCUCAUCAAAAGGAUUGAGAAGAUCGAAGUGGACCACAUCGGCGCAGACGAACCCUGCAAACUCGCCAUGAACAAAUAUCUGUCAACGCCUUACAAUGUUGCCAUGCAUUUGAAUCAGAGAUACAUGGAUCGCUCAGCCAUUGCCAUGGUGAAUGGCAAACCCUGGCACAUGUUGCAGCCACUCACGGAGGACUGUGAGCUACGAUUUAUCACGCUGAAGGACGAUGAUGUCACAGAGGUCAACCAGGCAUUCUGGAAGUCAUGCUCCCUGAUGAUGGCUGCCGUCUUGCAGUCGGCAUUCAAAGACGACAUCCCGGUAGAACUUGCGAGGGCGCCAGACAUUCCAAUCACAACCGGCUGUUUUGCGUACGACGUCAAUCUUCCCUUCAAGUGGCAACCAACCAGGGAGGAGCUGAUAUGCCUCAACCGACAGGCCUUCAUGAUGGCCGACAGAAAGGUCAACUUUGAGAGGUUAGAGGUCAGCAGAGAGGUCGCCAACCGAAUAUUUGAAGACAAUGCGUACAAGAAGCAUCAAGUUGAACACACCGAAGCCGACAGGGUAGUGCUGUUCAGACUGGGAGAUUUUGUGGACAUCACCGACGGACCGCUGAUCACUAACACAGGAUUCAUGGGACCACACAGAUAUGUCUUCACUUGCGUUCAUAGUGUGGAUGACUACCUGAAACCUACAAACAAGCUGCUGAGAUUCCAAGGGGUGGCGGUUCCCUCAGAGUUUCGAGUUCACCACACCACGUGGAGCAUCCUUGAAGAAAGGGCUCGCAAACCAGUUCUGGUUGACUUGGCACCUAACAUGAAAUCCAGACACAGAAUAGACAAAGCACAAGAAGACACUGCAUCAUGAUGCACAGAUGGGUCGUCAGGAUUUGUACAAACAAGGUCACGAAGCCAGGCUAUACACCAAAGGCUAUGGAGCAGGGCACCCGUUUGCUUCAUGAGGUUUUGUCAUAAGCAUGAGAAAGGAACAAGACAUCAGUUAAUAAUUAAACGAUACUUCGAGCAGUUACCCGAUUUCUGGCAAACUCCUUUCAACAAGACUUUGUGCUGGAAAGAAACUUUCACUGCAAGAUUAUUCAGUCAUGUUGCCAUCUCAUUGCACAGUUUAUCACUUUGAGUGUUUAUCUGUUAUCUGAGUUUCUGGCAAGGUGACCAGUCUUGAUGUUCUUGAUUAGUCAAGUCAAUCACAUCUCAAAUUACGAGUAAGAUCACUAGUAACAGGAAAGAAAGAUGGACAAAGGAAUGUCUCUUUCAUAGAUUAUAUGAAUUACUUGUUACGUGUUCUUCACUUGAGCCUGGAUGACGUGUGAUGGGCUUUAGAGCCCUUCUUUUAGCUGUUGCUCGUUGCCUUUAAAUAAAAACAGGGCGAGUCAAAAAAA
Molecule: messenger RNA, 1639 nt
Organism: Patiria miniata (bat star)
Lineage: Eukaryota; Metazoa; Echinodermata; Asteroidea; Valvatida; Asterinidae
Gene: mrpl39
Product: 39S ribosomal protein L39, mitochondrial-like
Exons: 9
Coding region: 109-1107 (332 amino acids)
Cellular component (GO): mitochondrion
Molecular function (GO): nucleotide binding; RNA binding
Source: RefSeq, a predicted model, not a curated record